This is a messenger RNA of Tyto alba (common barn owl), 3515 nucleotides long. RefSeq names its product fructosamine-3-kinase. Gene Ontology annotation, biological process: fructosamine metabolic process. The transcript is spliced from 7 exons. The record is from RefSeq and is a predicted model, not a curated record. The coding region runs from base 860 to 1789 and encodes 309 amino acids. NCBI's taxonomy places the organism in Eukaryota, Metazoa, Chordata, Aves, Strigiformes, Tytonidae.
AAAGGUCCCUAGCUUGUCAGACAAUUAUGGUCGUCAGAGGUGUUGAUGGGUACAUGGUUACGGAUUUUUAUCUGGAGCAGUGUGUCACUGAAGAGAACUUACAUGUUGUUCAGUUACAGUAUCAUUUGAGGUCAUACCUGUGCCUUCAAACUUUUAUGUGUUGUACCAGCUCUUCAGAUGUUUUUGAUGUUAUGUUUGUGCCCAUAUCCUUAUCCCAUUCACCCAAAUUUAACACAGCUUAGCGCAGCUGACUGAAGAAAUGCUGUGGAAUUUUAGCCAGCAGUCAAUCUGGCUAGAUCACUGCAGUGUUUAUUUCCAUAUGCUUUCAUAAUAAAGUUAGAAGUUAUUUAACAAGGUCAUUCUGUUUACAAGUCUUUGACAAAUCAACAUGUUUAUUGGAAUACCUAAAUACUUUUUAUUAUUAGAAGGUGAAAAGUGAUAUGAAGGUAGAUAAACUUGAGUGAUAAAUGGUAAAUCUUCAAAGAUCACCUUUUCCUAACAGAAUUGAAUCAAAAUCUUUUUGUGAUUGAAGGAAAAUUGUGUUGUAUGUGAGUUAUGUAAAUAGAAACAACUGUACUUAGAGUUUUCAUUUAAGGGAUAGUAUGCUCACUUUUUGAAAACUAUUUUGUGCUGCAAUUAAAAAUGGAAGGGGUGUAGGGAGGUAUACAAACGGUAUGUAGCAGCAAGCUCUAUUCUACCACAUUUCCCUUGGUUUUGAAUUUUUAUAGACAGCAGUUGAAUCAGGGGAUGAAGAAGGGGCGGAAGUCUUCUGAAGGCUGCUGGUGGACUCUUAAGAAAUUGCUGCAGUUCCAUAAGUGGAUUUAGCAGAGAAAGCAGCUGCAGCAGCCUGGAAAUUACCAUGGAAAAAAUCCUUAAAACAGAAUUGAAAACUUCUCUUCUGAAGGCAUUUGGAAGUUCCGGAGGAGGAUACAUUAGCCAAAGCCAAGGUUAUGAAACAGACAGUGGACGAAUAUUUGUUAAAAUCAACCACAAACCUCAGGCUAGAAAAAUGUUUGAAGGGGAAAUGGCAAGUUUGGAAGCUAUUCAGAAAACCAAUAUUGUGAGAGUGCCUCAACCUAUUAAAGUAAUUGACCUACCUGGAGGAGGAGCAAUGUUUGUCAUGGAGUACCUAAAGAUGAAGCAUCUCAACAAAUAUUCUUCAAAGCUUGGAGAGCAGAUAGCAGAUCUUCAUCUUUAUAACCAGAAACUUGGAGAGAAAUUGAGAAAGGAGGGAAACACAAUUGGUAAAGGAGCAGGUCACUCUGAGUCUCAGUAUGUGGAUAAGUUUGGAUUCCAUACAGCCACUUGCUGUGGUUAUAUACCACAGGUGAAUGAAUGGCAGAGUGAUUGGCCUUCCUUCUUUAUUCGUCACCGACUCCAAGCUCAGUUGGAUUUGAUUGAAAAAGAUUAUGGAGACAGAGAAGCCAGAGAACUUUGGUCACAGCUGAAACUAAAGAUUCCUGAAAUGUUCUGUGAUGUAGAAAUCGUUCCUGCUCUCCUACAUGGGGACCUGUGGGCAGGAAAUGUGGCUGAAGACGACUCUGGGCCAAUUAUCUUUGAUCCUGCUUCCUUCUAUGGCCAUUCAGAAUUUGAACUGGCCAUUGCUGGAAUGUUUGGUGGGUUCAGCAGCUGUUUUUUUUCUGCCUAUCACAGUAAAAUACCCAAAGCUCCAGGAUUUGAGAAACGAAACAAAUUGUAUCAGCUCUUUAAUUACAUAAACCACUGGAAUCAUUUUGGGACAGGGUACAGGGGAUCUACCCUAAAUGUAAUGAGAAAACUUUUAAAGUAACCAGAUAGGUUUGAGAAAUUCUGACAUAGUCCCUGAGUAGUGAACAGUCCCUGCUUAUCAGAAGUACCACAAAUGAGGAAUUAAUGUUGAUGAUAAAACAUCUGACUGUAAAAGCCUUAGUACACUUUUGAACUUCACUAAAUGUUGAGUGAUUUUUAACUUAUAUACUAGUUUAGGAGCACAGAUUCAUACUGAAGGAAAAGACUGUGUUGUUUGUGAAGACUCCACUAGGUUGGAAAAGUAGCAUGACAGUCAGCCUGACCUUACUCUCUGUGGAGAGUCUCCCUGCAUAGCUGCUGCGUUUCCACAGUUGUUUGCAUCUUCCCACUUCUGCUACUGCUCUAUCAGCAGUUCAUUAUUGAGAACUACUGCUGUGGGAUUGUGGUGCUGGAAGUAAUAGCUAGUUCCUUACGUCUCCCCUUUUUUGUUCUGUUUUAGUUUUCUGUCUCUGUUUCCAUCCCUUUUUCCAUUUAUGUUUCUGUCGUCUUCUACAUGUUAAGUGUCCUAAUCGAAAACUUAAAUCAGAUUCUAUGAAUCUGAAAAUGAAAACAUGCUCUUUUUGAUUUAAAGAGGAGACAAGGCCCUUUGGACUGCACUUGGCAAACAUAUAUAAUUAAUAACAUUACUAAUAUUUAUUUUAAUUUAAUGUAAUUUAUUUACAUGAUUUUUUCUCUUGCUAUAAGAAAUUAAAUUACAGUGGUAUUUCAUAAAAAGGAUGUCUCUAGUUCCCUGGUAAUUAACUGUAUGGUCUGAAAGUGGGUUAUUACCACACAAGUUUGAUAAUAACAUGUCAUAGUUUUAGUAUGAUAUUUUAGUGUGUCACACUAUGAUAGUAACAUAUUUAAAUAACUUUGUAAAAAGAUAGCAAAAAGUGGGAGGGAGCGUAGUGUUCUGAUGACAAGAAAGCAUCUGUUGCUGCUGUGUUGGUUGGUGCUUGAUACAUUUUCAAUUUUACGAAAUAAAACUGAGGCAAAGCUAGUCUGUUCUGCCAUUGCUGGAUUGCUGAAGGAACAGUGUCAAAUUGGAUGGCUUUAUUAUAUUUUUUAAUAUUCUUAACUGCUUUGUUUUUACAGAAAACAUAGGCAAUGAGAAUUUGGAGAGAAAACUGCAACAAAGAUACUGGCAUACAAUGUCAGCUAGAGUACAUUAGCAAAUCUAUGGGUUUUUUAAUGGGAGAAAGUGGUAAAGAAAGUAAAUGUAAGUGCAGUCCAACAAAUGCUUAUGUGAAUCAGAAGACUUGAAUGACUGUACUUAAGUAUUUUGGCUUUAGACAGUUGCCAUUAUUAAUAUGUAAAAUAUAUAUUUUAAAUGCUCAAAUAUGUUUAGACUUUUUUUCAAUUUUAAACGGCUGUCCUACAAAGAUUUCAUAUAGUUAGAUGUUGCAAUUAAUACGAUUAAAAAAAUGCAUUUAAUUUCCUAUAAAUAUAAUAUAAAUAGAUUUUUUUACUUCCUUCGAAUUUGGGCUACAAUUAGAGGAAGUUGUCAUGGUGUGGUUAUAACACUUAAUAGUAUUAUAACAAUGGAAAAGUAGAAUAAUAGAAUACAGUUGAAAUCCUAGCUGGUAACUAGAAGAUCCGGGUCUGAGAAAACAGCAAAGUGCAUGUGUACUAGCAUUUAUUAAUGUUAACAAAAAUACAUGCAUUACAUUGGAAAGUACAUGUGAACUUAAGGUCUUUCUCAAAUAAAAUACUUGCCUUGCAGAAACUAGGUGCUUGGUGUACCUGCA